AAGCAUAUUUCUCCAUGCAACUAGGGCUCAGCCAAAAUAAGCCAUUAGUACUAUAGCCAAUGGGAAGAGCUCCUUGUUGUGAAAAAGUUGGGUUGAAGAAAGGAAGAUGGACUGCUGAAGAAGAUAAAAUCUUGACUGAUUACAUCAAAGAAAAUGGUGAAGGAUCUUGGAGGUUUUUGCCUAAGAAAGCAGGUUUGUUAAGGUGUGGGAAGAGUUGUAGACUAAGAUGGAUCAACUAUUUGAGAGCAGAUGUGAAGAGAGGAAACAUAUCCCCUCAUGAGGAAGAAAUCAUUGUCAAGUUGCAUGCUGUUCUUGGAAAUAGGUGGUCGGUGAUAGCAUCACAUUUACCAGGACGAACAGAUAAUGAGAUAAAGAACUAUUGGAACUCUCAUUUAAGAAGGAAAAUUUACUGCUUCAUGAGAUCCAUUAACGAGUCUCCACCACCUCUUGACAUGGCAUCUACAUCCAAAACAAUUAAUCAAGGGAAAAUAAAUAAUCCAAGCAUAGAAGAAGACAAUGGCAUGUCUUUGAUUCAAAAUUCCCUUGAACCAAUGCCUAAAGAAAAAACAACUUCGCAAUACUAUAAUGUACAAGGAGUUGAAGAUAUUUCAUCUGAGAAUAGUAUUUAUGAAAUGAAGGGUAACAUAAAUAAUACAGUUGCAUCAUACCCUAGCAAAAAUGAAUUGAAUAUUGAUGAGGGUUUGGGACCAUAUAAAUGGCUAGAUGAUGAAAUUAUGAAACUUCGUAACAUGUUUUUAAAUGGGAUAGGAAAUUAUAAUUAUGUAACAAUGCAUGAGAAUGAUGAGAAGGGUAAAUAUGAGUGUGACUCUAGAAAGAUGCAUGUGGAGAUAAUGGAAACAAAUAAGGAAAUGAAAAGUGAAAUUUGUGGCUCAUCAUAUAAUGGUGAAAGUGGAGAAGGGUACAUUUCUAAUGCAUCAGUAAAUUCUGCCACAGAUUAUGAUCAAUUGUCUGAUUGGGACUUUUGUCAAGAAGACCAAAUGAAGACUUGCUUGUGGGGUCCAGGCAUUGGUGAAAUCAUGAAUGGUUUUUAUCAGUAAUUAAUUUAGUUGUUUGAAUUGCUGGAAAUUUAAUUGUUUGUAUGUGUGAAUGUGUUGUAUUGUAUGAUUUUAUUUCCUUGCAUCUUGGAAA
Medicago truncatula (barrel medic) is the source of this 1149-nucleotide messenger RNA. RefSeq names its product transcription factor MYB14. Lineage: Eukaryota; Viridiplantae; Streptophyta; Magnoliopsida; Fabales; Fabaceae. The transcript is spliced from 3 exons. The record is from RefSeq and is a predicted model, not a curated record. Bases 60 to 1058 code for a protein of 332 amino acids.